AGCGUAUAGUUGCUUGUGUCAUCGGACAUAAUAAAAAUCCGCUGGAAAAAAAAUUUCAAUUUUCGUUCGUAUCGUUAUCUUUUGUUUGAAUACGAGCCGCACGCCUGAGACUUGAUAUUCUUAUCAACGAGGAGAGUUAUUAUCGGUUUCCGCGCGUAUAUUUUACGUACCGCGCACGAUACAACAAUUUUAUCCUCCCCGCGUAUAGCAGUGAUGAGGCAAUUAAUUCGCGUGGCAACGAUUGAAGCCUGCAUUAAUUUUCAAUUGAUCGGCCGGACAUUAAUCGCUGGUUUAUUAAUUAGCUACCGAGAUCCAAGGAUAACGGGGGCGAACCGGAGGAGCGUCAUCCUUGAAGUUUCAGCGUAGGUACUCUCAGCCCUCGCCAUGCAUGGAUUGUGAACUUCCAUUUCCGAUACGGGAGUCUGUGAAACUAGGCGCGACGCAGAACGAAACUCCCACAAUGUGAACAAACGAACGCAAAUGCCCAACAAGGCACGGCCUCGUCCAGAGUGGUCUCCUCAAUCCCCCAUAGAUGUCUUGUGGAUGCCCCGCUCCGCCAUGAGGCCGGCCGAGGGUGACGCGUCGGAUUGCAUUUUGGUGGUCGGCGUAUCCAGAUCGAAGAUGGCCGUCGCUUUUCUAUCAGUCGCCCUGCUGUCUCUCUUUCUCACCUUCCACAUACUCUACGACAGCGCCGUUUACAGCCUCCACGCGGUUUCCGCCGUCGAAGGGCGCACGGUCGAGCUGGUCUCUCAGGUACGCGCGACGCCGCCUCUCCUCUUCGCCAACUCCAAGGUACACUUCCCGCGCACGAAUCGCCAUCUUCCCCAGGCCAUCAUAAUCGGCGUACGCAAGUGCGGCACGAGGGCGUUGCUGGAGAUGCUGUUCUUGCACCCGCAGAUACAGAAGGCGGCCGGCGAGGUCCAUUUCUUCGACCGUGACGACAACUAUGGGAAGGGUCUGGAAUGGUACCGCCGUAAAAUGCCCUACUCCUUCAAGGGUCAGAUCACCAUCGAGAAGAGCCCCAGUUACUUCGUGACGCCCGAGGUGCCCGAGAGGAUCCGCGCGAUGAACGGCAGUGUCAAGCUGCUGCUGAUCGUGCGGGAACCGGUCACCCGCGCGAUAUCGGAUUACACGCAAUUGCGCACGCACGCCGCGACCGCGUCCACGCUGACCAACGGCACGCCGCAGCAGCAGCAACAGCAGCAGCAGCAGCAGCAGCAAGUGGCGCGUACAUUCGAGGAGCUCGUUAUGCGACCCGACGGUACCAUCAACGAAUCCUAUAGACCGGUCGCCAUCUCCCUCUAUCACACCUAUAUGCACCGUUGGCUGGAAGUGUUCCCCAGGGAGCAGAUUCUCAUAGUAAACGGCGAUCAAUUGAUCGAGGAUCCGGUGCCGCAGCUGCGCCGAAUCGAGAACUUCCUCGGGCUGGAGCCGCGCAUCGGUCGGCACAACUUCUACUUCAACCACACCAAGGGCUUCUACUGCCUGAGAAACGAGACUUCGGAGAAGUGUCUGAAGGAGAGCAAGGGGAGACGUCAUCCGCGCGUCAGUCCGUUGGUCGUGACGAAGCUGAGGAAGUUCUUCAACGAGCACAAUCAACGCUUCUACGAACUCGUCGGCGAGGAUCUCGGCUGGCCGGAGGAAUAACCAUCGUGGAAAGUCCCGACUCGUUCGUUACGCGACGCGAGUCGCGCGUGCAUCCAGCGGCGGGCAUGAUCAGAAAUCAAAUACCUCCUUGUCGUCCUCCGCCGGGGAAGAAAUAUCGCAGCACCGAGAGCAUGCAAUUAACCCGCGGGUCGAAGAAACUGGCGUCGUCGACGGAGACUCUUCGAGAUUACGCUCCUCUCGACCAGGCGAUAUUCUUCGGGGAGCACCGACAAGGAUAAGUAAUUUAUUAUUGAUUAUCAAUUCCUUUGUUCUCGGUAAAGAGGUAUAAUACGCUGAUGUUUCACGAUGAAAGUACCGGCGUCGUUGUUAAUGGAUGCAUGCGAGAUCAGCGUCUUGUUAUUACAUUAUCAAACAUGCAAGCGUAUAAACAAAACACACACACACACACACACGCAUACAUACACACAAAAGUUACAAUAACGCCGGCCAAAAUAAAAUAGAGACGCGGAUCUGCGAGACGAGCGCGAUCGCCUCGUGGAUUCACGCGGCAUGCGGAUCACAUUGGUCCGUGACUUUACAUAUCAAUUUUACAUAUCGAUAGUUUACAUAUCAAUAGGUUAACUAGUUCGUACGACAAAGAUUGAAUAUUUUUAUAAUCCACAUUGGAAGUUGUUAUAUCGCUUAUGUCGUUAAGGAUAUUACGUAACGCGAAGGACUCUCUCGCGCGCGAUCAUGAAGAUCGAGAGGGUUUUAUUUACUGCGCCCCGCGCAUGCACGAUCCACGUAUAGGCACGGGUGGAGUACGUAUAUAUAAUUAGGCCAGUUCCGCUUUUUUUGUUUCGGGGAGAAACAACCGUGAGAGAGAAAGCCAAAACAAAAUAUUUUCCUUUCUCCCCCCCCCCCCUCC
This is a messenger RNA of Wasmannia auropunctata (little fire ant), 2515 nucleotides long. RefSeq names its product heparan sulfate glucosamine 3-O-sulfotransferase 5 (gene Hs3st-A). NCBI's taxonomy places the organism in Eukaryota, Metazoa, Arthropoda, Insecta, Hymenoptera, Formicidae. Gene Ontology annotation, molecular function: [heparan sulfate]-glucosamine 3-sulfotransferase activity. Bases 481 to 1647 code for a protein of 388 amino acids. The record is from RefSeq and is a predicted model, not a curated record. The transcript is spliced from 5 exons.